AGCUUCAUACAGGCUCGUCGAAACCACUCCAUCAAACCGAUUCCUGCAAGUUGUUCCGGUCAUUCUUCACUCGAUCAUCAGUCGACUGUCAUGUCAUCCGGCUUCUCUUAUUCCGGUAAACGGCCCAGAUGCUUCGAGUUCUGGCAAGAGUUUCAAAAAUGCUAUGCCGGUGCUGAUUUCCCUGAAGACUGUCGCCCUCAAGUGGAGGAUUACAACGAGUGUUUGAGUCACAAGAAAGAAAUUGCACGUGCAAAGACGCUUCAGGAAAACUUCAGCAAGAAACAAGCCCAACAGUUGGAGAAACAGAAGUUGGAGGAAAACGUCACGCAGAGUGGGAUCAUCAGUCUGGGACUAUUAAGUCGAGCCCGAGCCGACAAGGAAGCCCAAAAAAAUCAAACAACCGCUCCCAUCCAAUAAAACCUCUCUCUCUAUCAUUUUACACCGGCCCCCCAUUCCUCCUUUUCACAAUAAAAUCUAUGUUCUUAUAAAGCCUAUUUCUUCCGAAAUCGUGGGGUCAAUCAUGGUAGUGUGUUUUCUCACUAAAACGGUCAUAGACUUGCCGAUUUGUGUAAGUAAGUGAAGGUGGGAAUCUGAGAUGUCAACAAAAACCGAGCUCUGAGCCCAGCUCUCCAUGAUCGAUAACUUUUAACGAAGGGGAAGAAGGUCUCCCUCAUGACCGACUGCUAUUGGUUGAUGAGAAGCGCGCAAUAGUACAUACACACGUUUCAUUACCCUUCAACGAGCGGGUAUGUUCAAACUUUUGGCAGACGGCCAGUCCAUUCUUGACAAUUGCUUCUGUACCCCCUUUCCUUUUUUUGGUGUCAUUAGAAAAUACAUUUGGAAAUUGUUCCAUGAUAAUAAUAUACGCG
This is a messenger RNA of Puccinia graminis f. sp. tritici CRL 75-36-700-3, 869 nucleotides long. Its product is annotated as NADH dehydrogenase (ubiquinone) Fe-S protein 5. The record is from RefSeq and is a predicted model, not a curated record. The transcript has 4 exons. The coding region runs from base 91 to 417 and encodes 108 amino acids. Gene Ontology annotation, biological process: mitochondrial respiratory chain complex I assembly. Lineage: Eukaryota; Fungi; Basidiomycota; Pucciniomycetes; Pucciniales; Pucciniaceae.